Messenger RNA from Harpegnathos saltator (Jerdon's jumping ant), 553 nucleotides. RefSeq lists its product as uncharacterized. The record is from RefSeq and is a predicted model, not a curated record. NCBI's taxonomy places the organism in Eukaryota, Metazoa, Arthropoda, Insecta, Hymenoptera, Formicidae. The transcript has a single exon. Bases 34 to 495 code for a protein of 153 amino acids.
AAAGUGCAGUGUAUAGUUUAUUUACCAUAAAAUAUGGAUGAACAACAGCCUUCAACAUCAAGUGGCAUUGAGAAGAAGAGGAGGAAGAGCGCUACAUUUCAAAAAGCAUGGUUAGAUAUGAAUAUUUUUAAAUACUGGCUAAAACCACACAUAGACACAGAAAAAGCUUUCUGCUCGGUUUGUCGCACAGUAUUAGCAUGCGGCAAGCAAAAUUUAAUAGCACAUUCUCAAACAGAGAAACAUGUUUGGAAUAUGAAAACUCAUAAUGUCAGUUCAUCUGUUCCAUUAACUGUGACAGAAAGUGCAUCAGAGGAUCAUGCUAUUAAAGUAAAAAUAGCCGAGAUAAAAUUAGCUGCAUUUUAUGUGACUCAUAAUAUAACUUUGAACAUAGUUAACGACAUGAUCCCUCUUUUAAAAGAUAUUUUCAAUGACUCAAAGAUAGUCAGAGAUCUGAGACUGAAACGAAAAAAUUGUACGCAAAUUAUUAAAAAUUAAUGGCAUUAAUAUGUAUUUAUAAGAAUAUUUUGUAUUUCAUAUUUAUUGUAAGAAUACU